Messenger RNA from Penicillium antarcticum, 735 nucleotides. RefSeq lists its product as uncharacterized. The transcript is spliced from 2 exons. The record is from RefSeq and is a predicted model, not a curated record. NCBI's taxonomy places the organism in Eukaryota, Fungi, Ascomycota, Eurotiomycetes, Eurotiales, Aspergillaceae. The coding region runs from base 1 to 735 and encodes 244 amino acids.
AUGGAUCUCAUACCUCAGAACACACAAUUUCCAAUUUUCUGUUUUGGCGACAAGCGUAUCACCGUGAAGAAGGAUAAGCUGCUGAAUGAGCUUCGUCCGACCGUAUACCACUUAGAACUCGAGGAGCCUCGUUUUGGUCUUCCAGAAACAGUCAUUGUCAAACAACAGAAACACGGACGGGAAGCUGAGUUUUGCAAUGAGAUAACUGCCUACAAGAGGCUGCGAAUACUUCAAGGGACCGUGAUUCCAACUCUAUUCGGUCGAGGCUCUUUCAAUGGGCUUCCAGCCUUAAUACUUUCGGAGGUUGAAGGUAUUACUCUGCGCGAUCUCGCUAAAGUCGUCGAACCAAGUUUCCAAGAAAAAGCUCUGGAAACUCAACUUGAGAAAGCUUUCCAGGAGCUACACAAGUACGGAGCCGAGCAUUAUGAUCUGAACCUGGGCAACUUCCUAUUCUGUAACAAUGGACAAGUGGUAGUUAUCGACCUUGAGGAAGUCGAAUUCCCUGAUAGACAGCAAGCUUGGGAACGCAGUGUUAAUUUGGGCUGUGUGAGUAACCUGAUGAGCAGAUUCAGAGAUGUGAGAUACCCACGACGUGCUCCGUCACCUGUUGUAUGCUGGAGAUCUUGUACUGGGGACGACGAUGACAAGAGUGGCUCAGAAGCGCCCGGCUCAUGUUAUUCUAUGGGGCUCGUGAGUCGAGGUGGCAUUAUGAAACCGGGUUUCGUCACGCUCUGA